Messenger RNA from Scylla paramamosain (green mud crab), 922 nucleotides. RefSeq names its product peritrophin-48-like. Gene Ontology annotation, cellular component: extracellular region. Gene Ontology annotation, molecular function: chitin binding. The record is from RefSeq and is a predicted model, not a curated record. The transcript is spliced from 2 exons. Lineage: Eukaryota; Metazoa; Arthropoda; Malacostraca; Decapoda; Portunidae. Bases 106 to 759 code for a protein of 217 amino acids.
CUCACCGCCUGUUACCGUUGUGAUAUCUAUGCACCUGAUAACACACACACAACACACCCGAAUAAAAAGCAGCGGCAGGAGGUGUUUCAGAACAGUGUUGCCAGAAUGGUGCGUUAUACUUCAAUCGCCUUCGUCUCCUCUCUCCUCCUCUGCGGCGUGGUGCCGUCGUGCCGCGCCAAAGUGUGCCAGCCUUCCUGCGCAGGCCACAAACCUGGUGACAAAGUGCAGGACCCACUGUCCUGCUACCGCUACUACUACUGCCAGCCUGACGGGAUGCCCUCAGACGCCCCUGUCCGUUGCCACGACAGCACCCCGAUCUUUGAUCCCAGCACAAAUGAUUGCAGCAACAACGUCGAGUGCCACGUGCAGUGCCUCAACCCGUGCCAACUCUCGUGCAAAGACAAUAUGCAGUUGCUAGGUGACCCAAUAGAAUGUGGCACUUAUUACCUCUGCAUCCCAGGGAACGUUCAGGGGCCAUUUUACUGUUCCAGUGAUACUCCUUUCUUCAGCAGGGAGAAGGAGCUGUGUGUCGCAGACCACACGGUGUGCUGUGACAAAGAGGACCGCUGUAUACCAAUGUGCCAGAGAGAGGCCACUGAGGUGAUAGACCCCAGGGACUGCAGGAAGUAUUACGUGUGUACCGGGCCAGGUGUUCCCUUGGACGAGAACCAUUAUAGCUGUGAAGAGGGCGAGGUGUUCGAUGUGUUCUGGGGGAGGUGCUCCCCUGACGCUAAGUGCUACACGCUCUGCUAUCACUAAGGGAGGCUUGUGUGCUCCUUACGUGCACCUUGUAUUGACUGAGGUGCACUGAGAGCUGGGGUUUGAAAAAAAAAAAGUCCUAUAUAGCCAGAGGAUUGAUAGAAUUCCCUGUGUAUGUUUGUUAGGCAAGCAAACCAAUAAAACUACUUGUGUAUGCCUUUAA